Molecule: messenger RNA, 1215 nt
Organism: Leptidea sinapis
Lineage: Eukaryota; Metazoa; Arthropoda; Insecta; Lepidoptera; Pieridae
Product: glutathione S-transferase 1-like
Exons: 6
Coding region: 133-780 (215 amino acids)
Biological process (GO): glutathione metabolic process
Molecular function (GO): glutathione transferase activity
Source: RefSeq, a predicted model, not a curated record
GUAUAUGCAGCAUUUAAAGUGUUUAUAUUCAGUUAAUAAUUCGUAGUCGUCGAGACAGAGUUACAAGUGUUGGUCACCUAUACAAGUUUAUUGAUCCCUGUCAAAUUAGUCUACUAAGCUUAAAAAAUAAAAAUGGUUUUGACUCUGUACAACUUAGACGCAAGUCCCCCAUGUCGUGCUUGCCAGAUGGUGUUGGAGUAUUUGAAACUGCCGUUUAAUUAUGUCACCGUUAAUCCUCUUAAUAAAGAGCAACUUACUGAGGAAUACAUAAAGAUGAAUCCACAACACACUAUUCCUACGUUAGUCGACGAUGACUUCGUUUUAUGGGACAGCCAUGCUGUAGUUGUGUAUUUGGUGACAAAAUAUGGCAAGGAUGACGCUCUCUAUUCAUCGGAUCCUAAGAAAAGGGCUCUCAUUGAUCAGAGACUGCAUUUCGACACCGGAGUCCUAUUUCCAGCACUGCGCGAUACGCUUGUACCCAUUGUAUACUUCGGUGAAAAACAAUCCAAGCCAGAAAAUUUGGAGAAAAUUGUAUCAGCUUAUGAUUUCACAGAGAAGUUCCUCACUAAGGCGUGGAUAGCUGGCGAUCAGCUAACUGUGGCAGACUUCUGUUGUGUUGCUACAAUCAGCUCUCUGAAUGUAGUGAUUCCAAUUGAUGCUGCUAAAUAUCCGAAUUUGACAACUUGGCUGAAAAAUUGCUCAGAAUUAGAUGUUUAUAAGAAGAAUAACUUGCCAGGUUUAUCUGCACUUGAAACUAUAUAUGAGACUGUUAUUGCUUAAAAGUGGAAAAAAUAUUUCUUUCAAAGCAUAUAAUUAAAAAUUUUAAUUAUAUAGAUGACUAUUUUUACAUAGAUGCCACUGCAGUAAAAUGUACCUGAAAUUGAAGAAAACAUUGAAUUGAAAAACUAGAAAUCAUCAAAAUUUGCACUAUGCACAUUGAUUUGCUGAAGUUUGCUGAAUUUUGAACGGCUGAGUUAAUAUUUUUGGCUUGUUGAGUAUAUAAUUAAAACUGUAAAGUAAGUUCAUGUAAUUAAAGUUCUACCAAAGAAUUUGUUUCCUUUGUUUGGUUUUAUAUUUUGAUAGAUUGUGAAUGUGUUUAAAAAAAUUAAUAAUCUUAUUGAUAUAUAUAAAGUUGCGUGAACUUUGCGAAAACGUGUUCUGCAAAGGUAACGAAAUGUUUGGUAAAUAAUAAAUGUAAAAACGCAAUUACAAUUA